AUGGAAAAUUCAGGUUUAAUUGAUCAAAUAGAUCUCAAUCAGAGUAUUGAACCAUAUAAUAUAGACAACCUAUAUCACUCGACGACGACGAACAACAUUGAAGCACUCGACGACGAACAUCAUCAAAAUUCAAUCCAAAAUGAGCAUCAAGAUUCACUGAUAAUAGAUCUCAAUAAUACACCAAGUGUUGAAGGUAAUGUGGUUCUGUUUCAUGAUGAGAUAGAUAAUCAAUUUGGCGAGCAAUAUCCUACUUCAUUUGUCUCAAGUGAUGAAUCUAAUUCAGCUGUCAUUCCAGGUUCAAUUCGCCAAUCACUAAAUAAACAUGAAAUUGGAGGAGUUUUACUUGGUCAAGUAAGAUCAACAUUGGAUGAUAUACAUGAGCUAUACUGUCAGCAUGCUGCUAUAGUAGGAUUCAGUGUUAGAAAAUCCAAAAACAGAAAAAAAGAAGGGACAUCAGUUGUGCAUCAAAAGUACUAUGUCUGCUCUGCCCAAGGGAAAAGAAAUACCAAAAUCAAAGAAAAACAGGGAGAGAAUAAUAUAGAUAUAAUAAUACAAGACAGCAAAUCAAAGAAACAAAGGACACGAAGAGCUAUGAUCACAAGAAAUAAAUGUCCUGCGCUGAUUAGAGCAAGGAUGAACACUGAAGGACAUUAUGAAAUUGUGCAGCAUGUUAUAAAACACAAUCAUCCACUUACUAGUGAACCAUUAAAUUACCUUCAUAGAUUUGAGCGUCAGAUGAGUGAUCCAAAGAAACAAACCAUACAAGCUAUGCAAGAGUGUGGACUGAGGCCGAUAGAUUCAUUCAGAUAUAUGAGUAUAGAGGUAGGUGGUGAAGAUGUAUUGGGUCAUUCCAUGAAGGACCACUUCAACUGCUGUUAUAAACUCAAAAUAAAACCAAUUGAGGGAAAGGAUUCACAAAAAGUUGUUGAUAACCUUUAUGAGCAGAUGCAAACAGAUAGUAACUUCUUCUUUAGAGUAAGAUUAAAUGAUGAAGGAAAGGUUUGUUGCUUGUUUUGGAGAGACUCUAUGAUGCUUGAGGACUAUACAAUCUUUGGAGAUGUUAUGGUUUUUUAUACUACAUAUAGGACAAACAAGUAUAAUCUUAUUUGUGCGCCAUUUGUAGGAAUUAAUAACCAUUGGAAAAACACAAUGUUUGCAUGUGCAUUUCUUGGAGAUGAGACAAUGCCAUCAUUUGAAUGGCUUUUUGAAACAUUCAAGAAGUCAAUGAAAGGUAAAUGUCCAAUAACUAUAUUCAGCGACCAAGAUGCUGCAAUUGCAGGAGCAAUAAAAAAGGCUUUUCCAACCUCAAGACACAGGCUAUGUUUAUGGCAUUUGAGUCAAAAUGCAAAUCAACAAUUUGGAUUGAUGAAAGCUGAUAAGGAAUUCAAGAACAUUUUUCACAAGUGUCUGAGUGGUUGCAUUACAACAACAGAAUUUGAACAAACUUGGAGCACAAUGACAACAAAAUACAAACUAGAAGAUGAUCGCUGGUUCAACAGAUUGUAUAGUUUGAAAGAAAAAUGGUGUACAACAUUUAGCAAAGACUUCUUCUCUGCUGGAAUACUAUCUUCACAGAGAAGUGAAAGCGCAAACCAUGCUAUUGGGUUUAAGAGUACACACAUAUAUACUCUUUUCAAAGAUUUUGAGGACGAAUUCAAACAUGCAAUGGCAAGUGCAAUUGAAAUAGUUGGUACACAAGGGAACACUCUGACAUACAGAGUUUUCCUCAAUAGCAUUGAUGGUUCUUCUCAACAAGUCUCAUUUAAUUACCCAGAGAUGACAAUUGAGUGUGGAUGCAUAAAUUUUCAAGAAUCAGAACCAAGUAGAGCAUUGAUAAAGGAAAGUUUCAAGAAAACAAAUUCAUUAGUUGAAGAAUUAAUAAAGAUAGAAGAAGCAAAAGUAUCAGCAGAAAAAUCUAAAGCUCAUGAGAAAGCAUUACAAGAAGCAGCUGCAGCAUUACAAGCUAAUGAGAGUCAAGAAAACAACGCACAAGAAUCACCACCAAUACCAACAGUCUUGGAUCCAGUUGAGCAGUCACAAAAGGAAGAGACAACAAGCGAAUAA
Molecule: messenger RNA, 2064 nt
Organism: Beta vulgaris subsp. vulgaris (sugar beet)
Lineage: Eukaryota; Viridiplantae; Streptophyta; Magnoliopsida; Caryophyllales; Amaranthaceae
Product: protein FAR1-RELATED SEQUENCE 5-like
Exons: 6
Coding region: 1-2064 (687 amino acids)
Biological process (GO): regulation of DNA-templated transcription
Source: RefSeq, a predicted model, not a curated record